AUGAAACAUAAUCCUUCCUAUUUUACCAUUCCCGGAGGAACGACCUCGAGCGUGGGUAAUCGAGGGGGAAGAUUUUCAUUAAUAAGGAAACACGUUAGAAUGGGCACUGGCUCAUCGUCGGCAUCGGCAAAUAAUUCAUCGUCGAAUAAAAAUAAAAAAGGUGAACGUUAUUCGGUGUUACCGUCGAGCACGAACAAUAUGAAUUCAACAACGACAAAUUCUACGUCGAAAUCAAGGAGUUUUCGUUCGUUGCUUCAAACAAACAAUUUUGAAAAUCCAAUACAAACGCAAAUGUUCGUUUUGGGAAUGCCUAGACCAUCGGACAUAGCACCAUCGAUUCAACAAAUGUCUCAUUCGCCUAAAAAACAUCACAAUAGAAAUGCGAGCACGGGUAAAACAUUUGGACUGUCGACAAACGACGUAGUCAAUACAACUUCUCGAUCUCAUAAACAAAUUGAUCUCGUACAAGAUGAUGUGAUACCAUCAUCCACGGACGCGGAUCGAUACUAUAACAACUCGAAUCAAAAUGGUAAUUUUUUCCAAAGUGGAAGGCGACAUUCCAUCGGUGCUUAUUUCAAUCGUAAAACGAAUGGUGGUAAUCUUACGAGAAAGGAACCCUCACAAAUCGAAGAGGAAACAAGCUUUUCUAACGACACGACGUCGAAAGUCGAUUUCACGUUUUCGACAACGAAAUUGGAAAACGAUGAUAAGAAACCAUCGAAGGAAAAUUCCGGAAACCGGAAAAAUUGUUGCACCUGCCAAGGACCAAAAGAUUCGAAUGAAUGA
Pediculus humanus corporis (human body louse) is the source of this 786-nucleotide messenger RNA. RefSeq lists its product as uncharacterized. The record is from RefSeq and is a predicted model, not a curated record. Bases 1 to 786 code for a protein of 261 amino acids. Lineage: Eukaryota; Metazoa; Arthropoda; Insecta; Psocodea; Pediculidae. The transcript is spliced from 4 exons.